Thelazia callipaeda (thelaziosis nematode) is the source of this 450-nucleotide messenger RNA. Lineage: Eukaryota; Metazoa; Nematoda; Chromadorea; Rhabditida; Thelaziidae. The record is from the annotation of a GenBank genome assembly.
AUGGUUGUGGGGAGCGCAGCACUUCCGACGGGAAAUAACUUCACUGCCCAUUGGAAUGGGACGACUCCUGAAUAUUCGAAUGUAAGCACUACUGAAGAGAGCCGAUUUCCUGCCGAAAUUGAAAAUGCAUUAGCAAGCUGCUAUGAAAAAAUGUCUUGCUUGGUAAAAACAAAAUAUGGUCCACUCUGUAAGCCAAAAUUUGAGAUCAUAAUUUCGAUCAUCAAGAACUCAACGGUACCAGAUAUCAGCAAUGCUGUAGGGGAAGAAACAGAUUCUGAAGAAGUCAGUGGAUCUUCUGAAGAAGAAUCAGUGCCGCAAACUCAAAGUUUUACUACAGAAGCGAAUCGUAACAAAUCAAAUGAGAGCUUAGAAACGAUUUCAGAAGCCGUUUCACUCUCAACAACUACCUUUGCUAAAGAAGACAAUGGCUCAAACAUUAUUCAAGAAUAA